Messenger RNA from Strongylocentrotus purpuratus (purple sea urchin), 7605 nucleotides. RefSeq names its product vacuolar protein 8. Lineage: Eukaryota; Metazoa; Echinodermata; Echinoidea; Camarodonta; Strongylocentrotidae. The transcript has 15 exons. The record is from RefSeq and is a predicted model, not a curated record. Gene Ontology annotation, biological process: nucleus-vacuole junction assembly. Gene Ontology annotation, molecular function: protein-membrane adaptor activity; protein binding. The coding region runs from base 676 to 2331 and encodes 551 amino acids.
AAUGGAUUUAACCUUUCCAUCGAUGGUAGCUAGCUGCUAUUGUGUUAGUGAAUGAUUACAUGAUGAAUGCACAACAUUGCUUGGCCAUUAUAUCGAGCUGUAGAACAAAGCACUUGAACCCGUGUGGUCUUGUGUUUACCUGUAAAUGGAUGGGCAGGAGAAGAUGCCAACUUGGUGAGUAUCUUCAUACACCAUUGUUCAAAUUCAGUCACACAGGGAGUUCUUAGAGCUGGAUGAUGCAUGUUCGUGCGAAGAGCUUUGUUAAGAUGCUGCCCUGAAACCUGUGACCCGCAAAUCUGAAGAUGGUCUGGUCUAUGAGAUCUCUUUGGUCCGGUGAACACUGAACAGUGGUUCUUGAGAAGGAGGUGAUACACUUGGUGACUUUGAUGCUCUUCCAGUUUCCAACCAUACAAUAGUGAUUGCCCGUGACUGGUGAUAAGUAGACUAUAACCCCAUCAGGUGUUAGUUGGUGUCCAAGUGUUCGCCUGGAUGGUUUGUCCUACAUAAGUAAUCUGUUGCUGCAUCUGUUUGAGGAUAAGGUUCACCAGUGUACUAUCCAGGAGAGAGGUAUUUCUUCAAGGUGCCUAGUUCUACCACCUGGCGUUAGCGGUAAGAUUGCUUCUUCAUCCUCUCCUCUCUCUAAUCCUGCCUGCGAGGGCUCCCUUCUAAAACAAGAUGGAUUCCUGCUUGGAGUAUGUCCUCUCCCUCUGCAGCUGCUGUGGAUGUUACAGCAAAUACCGUCACUUUGACGACGACCUCUAUGAACCCUUGCUGUUGGAUACUGAGAGGGAAGCAGUCAAAGAUCUUCUGCAUUAUCUCAACAGAGAAUAUGAGGAGAAGCCUACCAUCUCUGAGGAGCGUUUAGAAGCUCUGUGUACGUUGACUUAUUCAGAGAAUGCAGACUUGCAGAGAUCGGCAGCACUAUGCCUAGCAGAGAUCAGUGAGAGAUUAAUGCAGCCGAUAUCAGCCAAAGUGAUGGAGCCCAUUCUUGUCUUGAUGGAGUCAAGUGAUGUUGAGACGCAGAAAGCCGCUUCUCUUGCACUCAGUAACUUUGCUCUCUGUGGACAUGAGAGCAACAAGAGUGUGAUCGUGAAGUGUGGCGCCCUCCCGGUACUGAUCAAGCUUCUGUCAUCAAACAAUGUAGAGAUCCAGUGCAAUGCUUGUGGAUGCAUCACUACUCUCGCUACCUCAAAUACCAACAAAAUGGCAAUUGUUUCAUGUAAUGGUGUUCCUCCACUGAUGGCUCUGACCACAUCACCAGACAUCAGGGUACAGCGCAACGCUGCAGGAGCAUUACUUAAUCUCACUCACAUAGAUUCCAACAGGACGGUGUUAGUGAGCCUGGGAGCCGUCACCACCUUCCUAACAUUGCUUCAGUCGCGGGACACCGACAUCCAAUACUACUGCGCAGCGGCACUCAGUAACCUGGCCGUGGAUGAAAAGCAUCGUGUUGCCGUGGUGAAGGAGGGUAACCAUCAGGUCAUCAAGAUGCUGAUCAGUCUGUUAAGCUCACCUGCUGAUAAGGUGAAAUGCCAAGCUUGCUUUGCCCUCAGAAACCUGGCCUCAGACGAUGAGAAUCAGGUUGCCAUAGUAACCUUAGGAGGACUCCCUCAUCUUCAUGCCAUCAUGAGGGAUAGCUCCAAGGAGACCCUGUCUGCUGCCAUCGCUGCUCUACGUAACCUCUCCAUACACAGACUCAAUGAGAUCCCAAUUGUUGAAGAGGGGUUCUUAGAGGAGAUAACAACCAUCCUAAGACGGCCCAUGAUGUGGGAUGCACACUGCCAUGCCGCAGGGACGUUACGCAACCUAGCUGCUGGCAGUAAGACCAGGAUGAUCUUGAGCUCUGGUGCCCUCGAUGGGUUAAUAUCAGUGUUCCUGGAGUCCACCUCACCCGUCGCCGUCCAGACUGAAGUGACCGCUGCACUGGCCAUCAUAGCUGGCAAUGAUGAAGCCAAGCAGAUGUUGCUCCAUAUUGGUGAGGGGCGUGUGUUCAGCCGGUUGAUAUCCCUUGCGUCCUGCUCACCUAGUAGGGAAGUGCAGUACAACAGUGCAGGCACCAUUGGACAACUUGCUCUAUUCAGUCUGCAGUCUGAGCUCAUCACUAUCAAUAUCUCCAACAUUCAUAAGUAUCUCACUCGCUUCCUCAGGAGUUCAGAUUCUAACUUCAUCCACAUUGCGCUCUGGACAAUUGUUCAUCUUCUCAAAGCGGAAGCAUUCAGGACAGCAUUUGGCGAGUCAUCAUUGCCCAGAUUGGUGGACACCAUUCUGACCUCAUCUCACCCUGAACAGCUCAAGCAGCUUGCACAGACUGUCCUGGACAACAUGGGUUAAUCACCCGUCUCUUUGGAGUGUGACCCCAUCUUUAACAUGGGUUACCAUAAGGAGUGAUAUGAACUCAUCUUCGAGAGUGAGGUAACAGUCUUCUGUGAAGGGUGUGUUUGUGCCUGGUGCAUGAACACAUCUUAAGUCAAGUGUCUCACAGACUAUAUGAGGAUCAUGGUUGGUAUUGAUACACCAGUCUGUAUUAAAGUGAUGAUGAAGAUGUGACAUUCUCUGUUCACAAAGACGACAAGAGGAUGUUGUGCCAGGUGCUAUGAUGAGAAAGAACACUAAAUCACCUGGAUGACAACUCCCAAUGUCUAACCUCUUGAGACCACUGAGUAUCUUUACAAAGGGAGUUCUAUUGACACAUGAUCAAAGAACUGUGCAGGAAAAUGUAAGUUCUACAUUUGGAUUUGCAAGUCAAAGAGGCAAUAUGCUACAGAAACACUGACCUACCAGUGAUUAAGCAGUGGAUUGAAUUGUGAUGCUGCUUCAUGUUACAAAUAUUUCGGGGAAGAGUGGUGUCAUGGUUUAUUAUUUAUACUUAACUCUUUGAAUCAUGAAUUGUCCAUAGUAUUGGAUUACCAGUCAAAUGGAUUGUAUGUAACCAUGUUGAUAUGUUACUUGCAUACUUUUGAUAAAUCUAGACUCUUGUUGUUUGCUGGGAAGCAGAAGGAUAUUAAGUCAUAUCCUUCAACAUUGGAGUUAUGCCCCUCUAGCUGUCUUGUCUUCAGACUAUUUAUACAUCAUUAAAACCUUAUAAACUAGAUACCUUAUUAAGGCGUUAGUUCAAGAAGUAAUGUACCUAGCUGUGAAAUAUGAACCCCACCUUAUACCCAAGGUUUGUUGUUAUUGCUACUUUUUGUUAUUUUUAUACAUAUGAUGGAGUACGUAAUCACAGAUUGAAUUUUUGCAUAGAUGUAAAUCAGUAGCGAGAUGUCUUGAUCUGUGGCUUGUACUCAUCGUACAAAUUUUUUUUUUCUUUUGCUGUUGUUUUGUUGUGUGGUUUUUCCCUUUCUUAAUAAUUCAUAAUAAUAAUUCCCUUUCAUAGAGAUGUAGAUUACCGCUUGUGUGGGAGUAUACCAUUAUUGAGGAUACUUGAUGUAGAAACUCCGCAUAUGUUAUUUUUAUUUCAUUGGAAAUGGAAUAUCACUGAAAAUGCAUGUUGUAUUUUGAUAUUAUAGGUUUUUUUUAAAUUAUUUUCAGAAUUUACAUACAUUAUUCAAAACAUGAAGUCCUAUAACAUUCCAUAGGCACUGUACAUUUCCAUGCAGAAACAGAUUGGACCAAAGAGACGUGGUGUGUUCAAAAUGAGAUCCAUUUCACAUGCAAGGAACCUUUUUACAAGGACCAAGAUGGAGGGGGAGGAGGUGGCAAUUUCAAUCCCUUAUGGAAGAUAAGAUUUAUCACAUUUAUGUUUUUUUUUGGUUUGCGGAACACCCCAUUUAUUUGAGGGGGAGGGAAACAAAUAUAUCAAUAGAUAUGGAUUCUGUAAGGCCAUUUUCACUCAGCUGGAACCAAGAGAAAAUGAUUUUCUGCUGAUAUUUGGUUCGCUUGUAGAUCAUACCAUAACCUGGAGUUUUUUUUAAUUUUUCCUACCCUAAACUGGAUACCAUUUUUUUUUUUGGUAUGAUAUAGACUGAUAUCAUAAAGACAGUGAAAUUAUAUAAAUAUAUAUUUUUUUUUGUUUUUCAUUUGUGACACUUGAAAGGCAUUGAAUAUAUUCACCCUUGCAAACGGCCAGUUUAGUGCUUUCACAUUAUGUGGCAAUAUGCUCUUGUCCUUAUUCAUUCCAUACUGUUGGAUGCGUUACCUGUAUAAUUGAUAGUGUGUGCAUACCUGUAGGAAACUAAAUUGAUAUGUGUAUUUUUGUGACAGGGCGUGUAAAAUACAGGGGUAUUUUUACCAUUGCAGUUGUAGUCAAGUGCUUUCACAUCAAGUCACAAACACCCUUUCGUCCUAACUCAUUCCUCGAUAUUGCUUUGCCAUUUUGAAUCCCAUGUAGGUCGCAAUAUAAAGUGAGUUAUAAUUGAAUAUGGAUAUAACUGGAUAUGACUUGUUUGUAUAUAAUAGCAGCCAUUUUCUAGUGAUCACUCUUUAAUGUACAGUGUUCAAACUUGAUGUACAGUCUUCAGACUUGACUAUAAAUCUGUAUAUUUAUGCAAGAUGUUUGAUAAAAGUCUGAUAAUGGAUCAUGUAUAUGCUGUGUUUGAUGUACAGAUUAUGCAGAAUCGAGGCAAUAUUUAUCAUCGGAGUUGACAUGGCCAGAAAGAUACUGUCGAUCUAGAGACAGUUGAAUGCAAAAUGAUGUAUUGGGUUGUCGAAUAUGUUGCUUGCAACGGGCUUGAAUGGAAGGAAGCCACUUUCAAAGUUGUGUGCUUUUUGCUCCUUUUAUUGAGCAAACCUGAUAAAAGUUUGUGAGUUUGUAUAUCACUUUGGCUCUCCAGCCUGUGUAUACUUAGCAAGGUUUAAUUUGUAAUGUUAUGACUUGAGUUGAGAAGGCUCAGAAAUAAAAUAUCACUUUACAUUUUUGUGUAUCGUUCAAAGAGGUACAUUCCCAUUUUAUUGCCAAGCAAGUAAAAUAGUCAAAUAUUUUUUUAUAGCUUUGAUGAACAAUUUGUUUAGAACAUAACUCCAUAUAUGUAUUAUCAAAAUGAUUUGUUUCACUGCCAAAAGUUUUGUUCUUCUACUUGUAUUCAUCAAGAAAAUAUCACUGCAUUUUGCACUUAUGGAAUGUUCAGAAGACUGGUAAUGUGAUAGUUUGUUACUGAAAUAGCACAUUUAACACAUCUACAUGUGUAUUUAAUCUGGAUUCUACAUAAAUAUUCGGUAAUUGGCGUCGGCCAAGUUGUCUAUCAUUUGAAGAAUCAGCUUAGGGCAAAUAGAAACACAUUGAUUACAUUAAGCAUUAUCUAUGUAUUUUUAUCCCACAUCUCCCAUAUCUCGGCAGAUGUUCACCUGAAUUAAAAUUAGUGAGACAAUAACUAAUUUCUCAGAGUUUUACCAGCCAAUAUUAUUUCAACCAUGUAAAGUAGGCAGUUCUUAUGUCUACUUAAAUUUUUUUAAAUGGGCACUUAUGAUGUGAUUUACACAAGUCUAUCCCAACAUUGCGGAUACAAUUUCUUUAUGUGAACUGAAUUACAACAAUUCAAAGCAUGUGACUUGAGUAGUUCAUCACAAGUGAAAAUACACCCAAUGAAUUUGAAUCUGUACAGGAUCUAGAUUUAUUUUCUUCAAGUAUUUUGAAGUUGCAUUAUGUUGAGGAAGGGAAGCUUUACUGCAACAGCUCUUCUCCAAUUCUCCAUCCAUGUAUAAUGUGUGCAAUGAUGUGUUGAAGUGUUUGGCGAAAUAGUUUUGAUUGAUUUUAUAGUUUUGUUUUGUUUUCUUUGUGUUUGGUCACGAUGCGUGUGCCAGAUUUGUGAUAGAAUUGCAUCAUGAGGUGUUUCAAGGACAGUUGACCAUCUGAUUGUGUUGAGUAAUAUCUUGCUGAUUUGCAAAGGGAAGAGGAAAUAAGGAAAUAAGGAAUACAAGAAUGUUGCUAAAAGAACAAUCACACAACUCAAUGAAACUCCAUAAAUUGACAUCAUGAUGGUGUCUAAAACAAGGAAUUUCGCUCCGUCAAGAAAAGAAAAAAAAUCUUUUUCUCACGUCAAAAGCACAAUUUAAAAGAUGUCUUGGAUGUUUUGAACAUCUGCAGUUUACCAUUUAUGAGAAAAAGCUAAUCACUAACUGUGCUACAUGUAUUUAUUAUGCACCUCCUUUUUCAUUGUCUUUUUUACAUACGAGAAAAUUCCAAGCUGCUGAAAAAUUCAAAAAUAUGAAAAAUCAUGUCUCUUUAUUCAGGAGUGUGGCUAGAAAUACAACAUAAAAUUGAAAAAAUAAGUAUUGGGGGAAAUUUUGAACAUUUUUGCCUCAGCCGUUACUUAAAUGAGUGUGCAAGUCAUCUAAAACUUGCCUAAAAUAAAUAUGUAUUUCAAAUAUUGUAAAGUGUACCUCAUUUUGGUUGUGCCAGUAUAUGUCAUUUAACAUAAUCAUGGGUCAUAAACUUAUAGCACUGCAAGCAUAAAUCAACAAGCCUGAUGUAUAAUACAUUGAUCAAAUGUAAAUGCAUAUAUUUUAACCUUCCCAUUGAUCCAGAAACAAAAUUAUAAAUGCAAAGUCUUUUACAUGUGCUCACACUUUCUGAUCGUUGGUCAUCGGAUAAGAGUGUAUUUAUUUCAUUCAUCUUUCGUAAAGAACAUUACAAGGUUAACAAAUUCAUCUUGUAACAGACUUGAUAGUUCUGAACAUUAAUAUUCCUUUUGUAUCUUGUUUUCUAUUUCUUUGGUAUCUUGUUUUCUAUUUAUUUUGUAUUUGUUUUCUUAUCUUUUGUAAGCUUAAUUCUUUUGAAUUCAAGAUUAUGUGAAUAUGUAAUCUAAAUCAUUGUAUUCAUACCUUUGUACUGAUCUUUUAUAAUUAAAGGAGAAAUUAAUAUAUAAUGAGUUUGUCAAAUGAAUGAGGAUUGUUUCGGUAACGGUUAAUUGUAAGAACAUGCUAUAUCGUGUACUUAUUAACAAGUUUUAACAAUUCAAUGUAGGUGUGUCAUAAAUUACUACCUAUGUUCUAAAGCAGACUGAACAGAUGUAUGGCUGUUACGUACCACAACCACAAGUCAAGGAAAUAUUUCUUACAUAGGUUUAAGUAAGCACUUGAAGCUUAGACUUUACACUUAUUGAUUAUUUUAACUUGAAAUACACUGUAUAUUCUAAAACAGCACUGCAGGUUGUCGGUAAGUCUGCUGUCCAUAACAUUAUUUUCAAUGAACAGGGCAUUAAUGAACAGGGCAUUUAAAAACAGUCUUAGCCAAUUGUAUGGCAUGGCACAUGUUUAUAAAUUAUUAAAAAUAUAAAUAAGACAUUUGAUAAUAUAUUGAUUACUGUUGAAAUUAUGAGGAUUUAAUUUUAUUUGUAUCCCGUAAAAAUUAUGCAUGUUUAAAUAAAUCUUUUAAUAGGAAAUAUUUUGAUCAGUUUCCAAUACUUGUAUUCCUUUGUAGUAUUAGUCUUUCACACAAACUUUCUAGUUUUUCCCCACUUGUCAGUGAUGUAUUGUUAUUCUCUUCUCAUGAUGCAAUUAUGUUAUUUAUUUGGAGGUUUUUGUACAUGCAUGUCAAAUGGAAACUUUUUUAAUCUAGUGUUUGCAUUAAAGUUCAAAAUAAAAAGAAAUAAUGGCACAUUUGUAUGUAUUCAUUGUUCUGACGUGUUAUCAACAUUCAAGAUGCAGUAUUUAAAUAGUCCGUCGUUACCA